UCAGUUCUGAAUGUUUAAGAGUGAGUCAGAAGAAGAGAAUAACAUAACAGCAGGAGAAACUAGAAAGAAAUUAGAAUGGCCACCUUAGACGAACGCCCAUCUGCGAAAAGGUGGCUUCCUCUUGAAGCUAACCCAGAUGUCAUGAACCAGUUCCUCUGGGGUCUUGGCCUUCCAAUGGAAGAGGCAGAGUGCUGUGAUGUUUUUGGCUUGGAUGACGAGCUUCUGGAAAUGGUUCCGAAGCCAGUUCUUGCUGUGCUUUUUCUUUAUCCCAUUACCGCAAAGACUGAAGAAGAAAGGUUGCAACAGGAAAAUGAAAAAAAGGAUUAUAGCAGUAAAGUGUACUUUAUGAAGCAAACCGUGGGUAAUGCUUGUGGUACGAUAGGUCUGCUUCAUGCACUUGGGAACAUAACUUCCGAAGUCAAGCUUGUUGAGGGGUCCUUUUUUGACAAGUUCUUUAAAUCUACUGCCAGCAUGGAUCCAUUGCAGCGGGCUGCCUUUCUCGAGAAUGACAGGGAGAUGGAAGUUGCUCAUUCAGUAGCAGCCACUGCUGGCGACACAGUGGCAUCAGAUAAUGUGGACACUCAUUUCAUCGCCUUUGCCUGUGUGGAUGGUCAACUGUAUGAGCUUGAUGGAAGAAAGUCAGGACCAAUAUCUCAUGGUGUAUCAUCACCAAGUACUUUGUUGAGGGAUGCAGCUAAAGUGAUCCAGAGCAUGAUCCAGAAAAAUCCAGAUUCCCUCAACUUCAAUGUCAUUGCAAUAUCAAAGAAAUCCGGGGAUGGACAUUAAGAGGCCUAUCAAGUUAAGAAUCCUUCGUUUCAAAUAGAUGAUGCAAAAAUUGUAGGUUGAAAACUGAUACCAGAAAAGUGAAUGUCAAAGUUUGAAAGUCUAAGGUUGAGGAUAAGGUGCGACAUCUGCGUAAGGUCUUGCAUACUGUGUCGUAGGAGAGAACACGUGCGGUGCCUUUCCUCAUCUUCUCAUUAUUUUACAACACUGCAAUGUGAAGUCACUACAGCUUAUUCAAAAUUUAUUUUCUAUUUCAA
Messenger RNA from Vigna radiata var. radiata (mung bean), 1040 nucleotides. RefSeq names its product ubiquitin carboxyl-terminal hydrolase 3. Gene Ontology annotation, molecular function: cysteine-type deubiquitinase activity. The record is from RefSeq and is a predicted model, not a curated record. Gene Ontology annotation, biological process: protein deubiquitination; ubiquitin-dependent protein catabolic process. Gene Ontology annotation, cellular component: cytoplasm. The transcript has 11 exons. NCBI's taxonomy places the organism in Eukaryota, Viridiplantae, Streptophyta, Magnoliopsida, Fabales, Fabaceae. The coding region runs from base 76 to 786 and encodes 236 amino acids.